This is a messenger RNA of Dreissena polymorpha, 1145 nucleotides long. RefSeq lists its product as uncharacterized. NCBI's taxonomy places the organism in Eukaryota, Metazoa, Mollusca, Bivalvia, Myida, Dreissenidae. The transcript is spliced from 6 exons. The record is from RefSeq and is a predicted model, not a curated record. The coding region runs from base 158 to 877 and encodes 239 amino acids.
CCCUCUCAGGAAAUAGUUGACCUCUCGCUUGAACCACAGCCCUACCUUCACCUCAGCUGCUUCAAGGAAUGACUUUACGAGUGCAGUAGCCGGUGACGUCACUUUUCUAUUGAAGUCUUCAUCUCGUCCGGUUACAAGCAACGCGGUUGUAAACAACAUGAUUGAUGCUAGUAACAUCAAUAUUGACAAUAUAGCUUCUGUAAACAGCAUUAACAAUGUCAAGAUGCAAAACACUAACAGUGCUUUAACACCAAAGAACAUACAUACCAUCAAUUUCAACGUUGAAAAUCACAUGGAUGCCGUCGCCUUGAAUAAUUCCGCGCCAAACUCAAGCGUUGUCUUAUCAACUGGAUCAACUCCCGGUUUAACGUCAUCUAGCGAGUUAACCAGUACAAUGACGUCAUCGUCAGCGGUUUCCUCACGCUCUCGUGAACCAAACGUAGUGCGCAUGCCUGUGUUUCAGCCGCCGCAGACGGAUUUCUCUUUUUUCAUCGCAGACCCCAAGACUCCUGAUGUGAUGCCGCCAAUAGAUGUUCCUGUCGAUGACAAUGCCAUCUCCAACGCAGCCACGUCUCAAGGAGGCUUUGUUACGGGAUCGGACACUAUUUUCUCCGAAUUAAUUGGCCUCACUCGCCCACGGCCGUUCGUUCUGAACGACGCCUCCCCGUCCUUCUGGAUCGAUCCAGCACCAGUGGACCUCACCUUAAAUGGUAUGACUUCAUCUGGUAAUGGCACUGCUACACGAACUGUUGUCACGCGUACUGAGACCACUGUCAGUCAGGACAAAGUGAUUACGUCCAAUACUGUUGAAGAAACUUCCGGUUCUGCUGCCGACGUAAUAUCUGGCACUUCCACACAAAACAAACCGACCCCUUAGGUCUGCGAAGUAGGGGGGUAUACUAUUUAAGAGUGGAAGAUGACCCCCCACCGAGCGUUGGAUAACAAAUUCGAUAUCUUAAUUGACAAGUAUCAUGUAUAUGUUCAUUUACUAUUUAGUUUUAAUAAUUUGAAAAAGUAGUGAAUGGGUCCAAGAUGUUAUUAAAAGACUCACACCACGUCUGUUUUUAUUGUAUAACCCUUUUGUGUAAGGAGUGCUUCACAUCUAUUCUGAACAAAUUUAUAAAAAAAAACAUGUAUUGUUCUUA